GCUGGUUAGGCGGAGCAGGCUGAGAGCCGCGCGUCUGCGCGCGAGACCCCCGGGUCCCGCCGCCUGCGGUUUCUCGCGCUGCGCUCGCUCCACCACGCUCCGCCGCUGGGGUGGGCAUCCCCAGACAUGAGCGCCCCCGCGACGCUGCCCCCCGGGGGCGAAGAAGGGCUCGAGACCACCUGGCCCCCGGCGGCUAACGCUAGUCGCGUCCCGGCAGAGGAGGAGGAGGAUACGCGGUCCGACGGCACCGGGACGGCUGGCAUGGUCACCAUCCAGAGCAUCUACGCGCUAGUGUGCUUGGUGGGUCUGGUGGGCAACGCCUUGGUUAUCUUCGUGAUCCUUCGCUACGCCAAAAUGAAGACGGCCACCAACAUCUACCUGCUCAACCUUGCCAUCGCCGAUGAGCUCUUCAUGCUGAGCGUGCCUUUUGUGGCCUCAUCAGCCGCCCUGCGCCACUGGCCCUUCGGGUCGGUGUUGUGCCGCGCGGUGCUCAGUGUGGACGGCCUCAACAUGUUUACUAGUGUUUUCUGUCUGACCGUGCUCAGUGUGGACCGUUACGUCGCGGUGGUGCACCCUUUGCGAGCCGCCACCUAUCGGCGUCCCAGCGUGGCCAAGCUGAUUAACUUGGGCGUGUGGUUAGCAUCCUUGCUGGUCACCCUGCCCAUCGCGGUCUUCGCAGACACCAGGCCGGCUCGGGGCGGCCAGGCAGUGGCUUGCAACCUGCACUGGCCUCACCCGGCCUGGUCGGCAGUCUUCGUGGUCUACACCUUUUUGCUGGGCUUCCUGCUACCGGUUCUGGCCAUUGGCCUGUGCUAUCUGCUCAUUGUGGGCAAAAUGAGAGCUGUGGCACUGAGGGCUGGCUGGCAGCAGCGGAGGCGCUCGGAAAAGAAGAUCACUAGAUUAGUGCUGAUGGUAGUGGCAGUCUUUGUGCUCUGCUGGAUGCCUUUCUAUGUGGUACAGCUCCUGAACCUGUUUGUCACCAGCCUUGAUUCCACUGUCAACCAUGUGUCCCUCAUCCUCAGCUAUGCCAACAGCUGUGCCAACCCCAUUCUCUAUGGCUUCCUCUCUGACAACUUCCGUCGCUCCUUCCAGAGGGUUCUCUGCCUGCGCUGCUGCCUCCUGGAUGCUGCUGGGGGCGCUGAGGAAGAGCCCCUGGACUACUAUGCCACUGCUCUCAAGAGUAGAGGUGCGGCAGGAUGCAUAUGCCCCCCACUCCCCUGCCAGCAGGAGCCUGUUCAAGCAGAACCCAGCCGCAAGCACGCCGCCCUCACUGGGACCACCACUUUCUGAAGACCCUUUUCACCUUCCACCCAGCCUGGCCACCUCUUUCAGGGGCUGAACCACCUGUACAGCCCAGCAACUGCACCUCCUGGAUGCUCACCUAAAGAACAACCACCUCUUCCCACUUAAGCCCUCUCCUCCCAGCAGUGUGUGACAUCCACAAGAGCACUGAACUCCUCUACUGUUCCCCUCUCCCCAGGACUCUUGCUUUCAGGAGAACGCCGUAAUGGGGGUAGGACUUCUCUGGGAACUGGGCUAGGGUGUUGACCAUUUUGGAGCCUCUGUCUAUUUUUGGAGGGGUGGGAAGCAGGAGGUGGCUAUAGGGGAAUAGCCACCUGUGUGUGACUUAUUGCAGUGACUGCUUGGAAGACGACUCAGAAAAGUAGAGGCAGGCAGUAGCCCUUGCUUUUAGCAGGCUUUUUGCCUUGUGAUGGGAAUCUAGCAUGUGCAGAGAGAGAAGCAAGGAAGAACACUUCCAAGCAUAUUCCCUUUGCCUGUUCCUGGGCUCCCGUUGCUAAGUGAGAUUUCUGUGCAACAGCCUGAGGCACUUGUUCUGUGCACCACCUCCCCACCAUCCCCUGACCUGACACCUGCUUGUAAUCAUAAGUGUCCAGAUUGGUAUCCAGGGCUAGUAGCAGGUUUCCUGUGAGUGAAAAAGGUUUGUAAAGACAUGCUGCAGGGUUUGCUACAAGGCAUAAAGCCAGGUCAGUAAUAAAAAAGCAGAGGAUAAAAUCACAUCUAGCUCCUAUGAUGUGUUUUUUCCCCCCCUGAUCCUUGGGUGUGGGAAUGUGAGACCUCAUUAUAUCCCCAAUUUAUACCAUGGUGGAAAAUGGGAGGGGACAGGAAAAGAACAGAGUGAAGGGAAGUCAGCCCACAUUUUGAAAGAGGAGCAGCUCUGUCACUCACUAUUUGAAAAUAUCAACAUUCAGUAAAACAUCAGCAGGAUGUAGCUAUUAAAUGCAGACUGAACACAGUAAAAGGCUGUGACUUUGUGUCUGGUAGGUUAACCAAAGCGUGGGUUAUUUUUUGCUAAAAUGAAAAGGCUGCUUGUAAGCAGCUUUCCCUCUGAUAAAAGCAGAGCAAGGGGCUGAGAAAAUACUUGUAACACUUAGGUUGGUAUCUGGAGUGAGAAUAUGUGAUUACACAGGGUCUGAAGUGCUUUUUGGGAGACCCCCCACCUGGCUUAACCUAGCAAAAGAUACUUUUAGGUUUGUUUGGGACUGUCCUGAUGAGCCAGAAAGAUAUGUCAGGUGGGAGGGGGAAGAACAGUCCAAGGGUGAGCCCCUUUGUAUUUCACAGUAUCCUUGCAGCAAGUGCCCACAGCUUCCUGGCAGAGGUCUUUAAGAGAAAACACCCUGGUCCUCUCAGCCUCACAGCCUUAAAGUCAUGACUGUGUGUCUUCUAGGGCAGCUAGCACAUGUUCCAGAAAUGGGUACAGUGGAGCUGCUUGGAGACUAAUGAGGGUCCACGCAGGGCCAGGAGGCAGGGCAAGAAGCCCAGAUCCGGGUGCCUACUGCCACCUGGAUCUUGGCUUCUCUUUAAGAGCCUGUAAAAGCAGGUGAUGGCACUCUCCUGAGGAUUCUGCACAGGAGCCAGAGUUUUAUGUGAUAUGAGCAGCUGGCUGGUAUGCAGAAUCACGUAAGAGAGCCGAGUUCUGGUCUCAAGCAAAAAUGUCAUAAAACUCAGGCAGGGAACUCAACCCCUGAUCCUCAGAGUUCCCACCUGGAAAAUCAGCAGAUCUUUCUAGUACUGGCACAGGAUGACUCCUGGGGAUUUCACCUUACACUUUUUUUUAAUCUAUGAGACUAUAGAUUCCACUUCUUUCUUUUAAAAUUAAAAAUAAAAGGUUUAGGUCAACUGUCUUUGGACAUGUAACCUCUGGAUACUUAUCCCCUCCAAAUGGUCAGCCAGCAGAAUGCUCAAAGAGUGUCAAUCAGCAUUGGCUGAUGUGGAGGGCUAGGUAGUCAAGGAGGGCUGGAGGGUCAUUAAGGUCUGCACAUUCUGGUGAUCUUCAUCUACUCCAGAUAUGAACAAGUCUCCACUGUAUUCUAGAGCUUUUUGAUCCCACACAUAUUUAUAGGCACAUGCAUACAUGCAGCACACACAUAUAUGCACAGACACAAGCAGCUAUCUCUAACCUGUCUGUACCCUCCAGAAUCACUCUGGGCAUCCAGAAUCAGUCAGUUCCCAAGUCUGUGCCUCAUGUAACCAUAAUUUCUUGAACAUCUUUAAAACUGAACUAUUUCUUUGUUCUCCAGUGCCUGGUGGGGACACUUUAUAAAUGUGCUUAGAUCACACUGCAAGAACCACAGAGAUUGAUGGCAAUGAAGUGUAUGGCUCCUGGUACUGGCAACAAUCCCAGUAGGUGGGGGUUCUGGGCCUUUGCCACAACUUGGGUGGGUCAGCCUUCCAGUGACAGAGAGGAGCACAGACCAAGAGUCUUAGUAAUACUCAUACAUAGCUGCCCAGGUUACAACAGAAUUGGACACAUUCAAUAUUUAAAACACAGCCUUUUAACUUAGGUGAUGAUGGUUGACGGAGAGGCAGCUUCCAGAGAUGGGGAGGAAAGUCACCAACAAUAGGGACCUCGGCUACCGCCUGGACCCAUGAGCAGGGAUUUAAGCUCACUAAGCCUCCGCUGUUCCUGCUUGAAAUAUGCACAAAGUGAUGUUUUGAGUUUUGAGCUCUUCCCAGACAUGAACUCUUUUUCUUAUACACUGGAGAGAUGGAGAGAGUGGUAGGCAGCAUUCUUUCAUACUUAACUCUCUUUCCAUCACUUGUGAAACGUGUAUUCACACUGCCCUCCACACUUUAGUAAUAAAUCAUGCAGGGGCAGAAGGAGAUUCCUACUGACUAUUCUCUUCACUAGCUGAAGAGCCUUUUUUCAAUUCUCAGGGAUGAACAACUGAACAGCACCAAGACAUCCUGAGCAUGGGUUUGGAGUCCUGCCACUUUGUGCUAGUGGCCAUCAAUCCCAAGAUCCUUGUAACAACUGGUUGUACAACCUUGUCCCCCUUCUUUAUGUGCAAACCUGAAGUGAAUUAAAGGCAGUGAGCUAUAUGGCCAGGGUCCUGAAAGCCACUUACUUUUUUUAUAUUCCACAGCCUUGGAGGUAGCAAUGGAGGUGCACUUUGAUGAUGGUCUCCCUCUGCUUGCUAGGACUAGAAGUCACAGUUUAAGAUUUCAACAUGAAUAGGAAUAUUUUCUACCUCAGGUACAAACAGUCUUUGACCCACCCUUCAAU
Molecule: messenger RNA, 4525 nt
Organism: Marmota monax (woodchuck)
Lineage: Eukaryota; Metazoa; Chordata; Mammalia; Rodentia; Sciuridae
Gene: Sstr4
Product: somatostatin receptor 4
Exons: 1
Coding region: 127-1290 (387 amino acids)
Biological process (GO): neuropeptide signaling pathway; cellular response to glucocorticoid stimulus
Cellular component (GO): membrane; neuron projection
Molecular function (GO): neuropeptide binding; somatostatin receptor activity
Source: RefSeq, a predicted model, not a curated record